Messenger RNA from Phascolarctos cinereus (koala), 775 nucleotides. RefSeq lists its product as uncharacterized. NCBI's taxonomy places the organism in Eukaryota, Metazoa, Chordata, Mammalia, Diprotodontia, Phascolarctidae. The record is from RefSeq and is a predicted model, not a curated record.
UUUUAAGUCAGAAACCUAAGCCAGAGGCAUGGAGGAACUUAAGUGUUUUCCGGAACACAUGAAUCACAAGGAUUGUAAAAGUGAACUGAAGAGAAAGUGGUGUGAGAGCCCAGUGGAGAAAUGAGCAUACAAGAGAAGCUCCCGCUGCUGCUGCUGCCACUACCUUCACUCCUGCUAUUCCUUUGCCCAAUAGCACCCACAGUGUCCUCAAAUAGAUAUACAACCACAUCACCAACAGAUAUGCCAGUGACAGACAUAAAUGAAAUUGGUGAAGAGAAGACCUCAGAAGAGAUUUCUGACACCAUGCAACUCCCAAGAUCUGGGAUUCUUGACAAGCCUGGGAUAUUGCUCUUGAUUCUGAGUCUCUUAAUUAUUUCAUUGGUGGGAGCUGUGUUUUUGGCUUGGAGAAUAAUGAGACAGAAGAAGGCUGAUGAGAAGUCCAUGGUGUUUCUGGACUCUAAUCAGCCAAACAAUGAACCUUGUUACUCGAAUCUGGAGCUACAGGAGAGACCCUCGAAUCAGGAUCCUCUUACCCAAAGCAAUCUAGACGUGGAAUUCAGCACUGUGAUUGAUUCUCAAAAACAGUCUGUUACAUAUGCCAUCUUAACUUUUCCCAUGGACAACCAGAGCACAGCUUUGGAGACACAGGAGUACCCAGUGGAGAAAACAGUGUAUACUACAAUAAUGAAGACAUAGGCUGCAACCCUCUGGCCUCCUGCACUGAAGGCCAGCCCUUUGGAUAAAAACAUAAAUAAACAUCUCUCUUUUUCCCAGG